Molecule: messenger RNA, 1664 nt
Organism: Didymella exigua CBS 183.55
Lineage: Eukaryota; Fungi; Ascomycota; Dothideomycetes; Pleosporales; Didymellaceae
Product: PLC-like phosphodiesterase
Exons: 1
Coding region: 301-1599 (432 amino acids)
Biological process (GO): lipid metabolic process
Molecular function (GO): glycerophosphodiester phosphodiesterase activity
Source: RefSeq, a predicted model, not a curated record
CGAAGAACUUGCUUGGGCUAGACAAGACUUGCUCAAGCCUCUUGUCAAUGACGUUGCCGGUGCAGAAGCUUCAAUAAGCCUAGCCCUUCGCCCUGGCGCGUGGGAUAACUGCUUGGCCCUCGCGCGUUAGGUUCCUGCACCGUGCUCCCAGCUCGCGCGAUUGACAAGCCGCCAUGUUGAUCCAGACCCCGGAUGGUCGGUAUUACUCUAGUAUAAAAUGAAGGCUUCUCGCCCAUGUGGUCGGGAGGGCGUACAAGCAAUCCAUUCUCAAAGUACCAAGCUGAGCCAUCAACAUCGGCCAUGAAUUCCCUCCUGACUCUCGCUUUGGCAGCUGCUGCCGUUGCUGCUCCUACUAGCAGGUCUUACCCUACUGGCACCACCGGCCACCCUGGUCACACCAGCAAGGAUGACAGCUAUCUUGUCUCAUUGGGCCCUCGUCCCUACUAUAUCGUCAAUAACAUGACGGAUGGACCAUUGAAGCAGAAGCUCCAGUCUUGUGAGAAUAAGCCUGUUUCUAUCAACCAAUUCUCGAUUGGUCACCGUGGUGGCGGUACUCUUCAAUUUCCCGAGGAAACCAAGCAAUCCGAAGACGCAGGUGCUCGCAUGGGUGCUGGUGUCCUCGAGUGUGAUGUCUCGUUCACUGGCGACCGAGGGCUUGUCUGCCGUCACUCGCUUUGCGACCUGCACACAACGACCAACAUCCUCCUGCAUCCUGAGCUGGCGAAGAAGUGCACAAUUCCCUUCAUGCCAGCAAACGGAACGGCACCUGCCAAUGCCCUCUGCUGUACCUCAGACAUCACCAUCGCUGAGUACAGCAGUCUUUGUGGCAAGCAGGACGGCUUCAACGCUUCUGCCCGCACGCCUCAGGACUACCAGUACGGUACUCCGAUCUGGCGAACAGAGCUGUACGAUACCUGCGGCAAAGUCUUAACCCUAAACGAGUACAUCGACCUCGUCAACGAUUACCCCGGCUACCGCAACUUCACCCCCGAGCUCAAGACUCCUCCUUCCCAGGUUCCCAUGCCCUUCAAGGGCUACACCCAGCAGCAAUAUGCCCAGGACAUGGUUGACGCCUUCCGCAACAAGUCCAUUGACUACAGCCGCAUCUGGCCACAAUCAUUCACAUACGACGACAUCAUCUUCUGGCUCAAGUACGACCACGACUUCGGCAAGCAAGCCAUCUACCUCGUCGAGUACGACACGCCCGAGGACAUCACAGCAGGCAUCUCGAACCUGACCGUCGCUAAAGCCGCUGGUGUCAACAUCAUCGGUCCUUCCCUACCUAUGCUUCUCAGCGUCAACGAGAACAAAACCAUUGUCCCGUCUGCAUAUGCUCAUGCCGUAAAAGCUGCUGGCCUUGAUAUCAUUGCCUGGACAUUUGAGCGCUCUGGACCACUUGCGACAGUCAAGAGCAGGGGCGAGUACUACUUUGAGUCUAUUGCGAACGUCACGUAUUAUGAUGGGCAGUACUAUGAGGUGCUGGAUGUGCUGGCGAAUCAGAUUGGGAUCAAGGGGCUGUUCAGCGACUGGUCGUCUACGGUCACAUAUUUUGCAAAUUGCUUUGGGCUUAAGGGGCCGGUGGGUGGUAGCUACAAGUAGAAGAUGAACGAGUGAUGAUGAACUGCUCCAUCUAAGGAUGGAUACAAUGUGAGCUCAGAAGCUCC